UAUUGUCCCUCACUCGCCUCUAAUCUUGCCCGUAGUCAUAACGGCGAACGGAUUCACACUGAACGACUCCUGAGACCGACGAGAAGUUCACCGAAGAACUGCUAUUCGCCAUCAUGAGAACUUUCUCAAGCUUGUUUGUUAGUUUGCCACUUUUUGCGGCGUGUCUUCUUGCUGUUUCAAUCCCCACUGCAAGCGCUGACUACUGUGAAGUUAAUGUGUGCUUGAACGGCGGAACCUGUGUGACAGAAGAAGGAAAAGAGCCUUUUAAAUGCAUUUGUGCCGAAGGAUUCACCGGACCCAUCUGCAACGAGACAGAUAUUGGGCCCUGCAACCCUAACCCUUGUAAAAACGAUGGCUUCUGUGAGAUUAUCCCCAACUCCAGAAGAGGAGACGUCUUCAGCCAAUAUGUCUGCAAGUGUCCGAUAGGCUUCGAUGGAAUCCACUGCCAGAACAAUGUGAACGACUGUGCCGGCCAGCCGUGUCAGAACGGAGGCACCUGUCGAGAUCUUGAUGGCGAUUUCACCUGUAAAUGUCCCUCACCCUAUGUGGGAAAGCACUGCAAUCUGCGAUGUAUCUCUCUGCUGGGAAUGGAAGGAGGAGGCAUCGCCGAGUCUCAAAUUUCUGCGUCUUCUGUGUACUACGGGAUUCUGGGACUGCAGCGCUGGGGACCCGAACUGGCUCGACUGAAUAACAAGGGACUCGUUAAUGCUUGGACCUCUGCGACACAUGACAAAAACCCCUGGAUCGAGAUCAACCUGCAGAGGAAGAUGCGUUUUACUGGCAUCAUUACCCAGGGUGCCAGUCGCAUGGGCACAGCCGAGUUCAUCAAAGCCUUCAAGGUGGCGUCCAGUUUGGAUGGGCGAACCUACACCAUGUACAGACCCGAAGGCCAGAGCAAAGACAUGAUCUUCGUUGGUAAUAUGGACAAUGAUGGGACGAAGACCAAUUUGUUUGACCCUCCAAUCAUAGCUCAGUACAUCCGAAUCAUUCCUGUUGUGUGCCGUAAAGCCUGUACACUAAGAAUGGAGCUGGUGGGCUGUGAACUCAACGUGUAUUUGAACACGACAGGUUGCUCCGAGCCGCUAGGUGUCAAGUCACGGCUGAUCGAUGACAGGCAGAUGACGGCUUCCAGCUCUUUCCGCACCUGGGGGAUCGAGUCGUUCACCUGGCACCCGCAUUACGCUCGUCUGGACAAGCAGGGCAAGACCAACGCCUGGACCGCAGCCACCAAUAACCACUCCGAGUGGCUGCAGGUGGACCUCCUCAGACCAAAGCGCAUAACAGGGAUCAUCACGCAAGGGGCCAAAGACUUUGGCAAUGUGCAGUUUGUGUCCGCCUUUAAAAUGGCUCACAGCGAUGACGGCAAAUACUGGACCAUACUCAAAGAUGACAAGACCAAAACAGAUAAGAUUUUCCCUGGCAACAGCGACAACAACGUGCACAAAAAGAACGUGUUCGAGCCCCCCUUCUACGCGCGAUUCGUCCGCAUCCUGCCGUGGGCGUGGCAUGAACGCAUUACCCUGCGAAUGGAGCUGCUGGGCUGCGAUGAGUAGAACUCCUCCCUCUCCACCUCUCUCUCUCAUUCUCUCUCUCUCUUCUAUUUUAUACUUCCCUCCAUUCCUUCUUCCCUCAACCACGCCUGCACUGCCUCACUCUUAGCAACAGAGGGCACCAUCGCCACACCACCCUGCACAGCUGGGGACCCAAAUCACGGCGGCCAGCAGCAAACGAAGCUCAAACCCACAGCGUGACGCGUUUAGCAUUCAAUAUUUUGUACGCUAGUACGCAGUGGCCCUUUGAAAAUGAAGUCAAUGCUAAUGUAUAAUGUUUAGUUUCCCUAGAUGACCAUAUUAGGAAAUAGCUUAUGUUUUAUAACUUAAUUGUGAGUAACAACUUAUUUUUUUCAUCAGAUAAAGCUCAAUUAGAAUCAAUUGGAAAAAAAGACUGUACAUACCAAGUUACAAUUUAUUUAUUUUCACAAGAAUCUGUAUAAUCUGUAUCUGGUUAUAAAUGCAGUCAAGCUGUUUUAUAUCUCAUCUUAUGAAGUAGUUUAAAUUAGCAAAUCAUAAAAUAUGGUUGUGCUUUAUGCUAAUUUGUAUAUUAUGUAACGACGGUAGCCAUUUGAUCAUUGUUUGGUUUAAAUCAGUUAGAUUUUUAAGUAGACUAAUGCAUUUUUACAACCUCAUCAAACCUAGAUAUAAAAUGUGACAGUCAAUCAUCUAUUAUUAUUUGAUUUUAAUUUGAAUGGCCACGGAUCUCAGGUGCAGUUCAGUCAUUUGCAGUGUGCUACUGAAUUUUAUUUUUGUUUUUCUGAAAUAAAUCACAUUUUUGGGUACAAAAAUACUUAAAAGCCAAAGUGGUCUCAUGUUUUUUUUUUUUUACUAUGAUGUCAGCAAAUGUGUUAGAUUUUUUUCUUUUUUAUAUUAUAAGGUUUGACGUACCCAGCUUGGUCGUGUAAUGAGAUGCGGGACGGUGCAAAUCUAAUUUCGAGUAAUUUUUACGGUGGCACUGAAUCUGUGAUAUGAGCGUCCAAUCUACAUAAUGUUUUCGAAAUGAUGCAUUGUGACCCCCUCACCCCAUCCCAUCCACUCGAAUAAAUUUACAAUUUUUGGGCUUGUGCAAUAUGAUAUGAGUAUUAAUAUUAAUAGAGCUUUAGGAGACACUAUAUGGGCAGUAUUUCUCUGAGGUAUUAUUUUCUGAGAAGAAUCGAAGUGGUAUUCAAGGUAACAAACACUGAAGAUUAUUCUACUUAUCCAGCAUGAUUUCUGCAUUUAGGCUGCAUGCGUUUUGAUUUUCUUUGGUUUGGAUUCUGUACUGAUGGUAGCUUUUGGUUUUUCUCAGAGAGUUGUUUUCAUUGCAGUAAAGACACAUUGACUUGUGGUCUUGAAUCUUCUUUUGUAAUUUUUUUAAUGCCUCACACUGUAGCACUCUUCUUGUGUUCAGAUUGUUUAGACUAGAUGCAUUUCCUUAGUACUCUUGAAAUAUUUUCCUCAUGUUUUCAACUGUAGAAACUAAUAAAGAAUAUUAAUAGAUA
This is a messenger RNA of Labeo rohita (rohu), 3034 nucleotides long. RefSeq names its product milk fat globule EGF and factor V/VIII domain containing b (gene mfge8b). The record is from RefSeq and is a predicted model, not a curated record. The coding region runs from base 114 to 1553 and encodes 479 amino acids. The transcript is spliced from 10 exons. NCBI's taxonomy places the organism in Eukaryota, Metazoa, Chordata, Actinopteri, Cypriniformes, Cyprinidae. Gene Ontology annotation, molecular function: calcium ion binding.